AUGGGUAUUGUCGAUAGUUUUAAGUCAUUUGUACACUCUAUUACUACUGAGGAUCAUUAUGCGUCUUAUGAUUCACCAUAUAAGAAUUCAGCGAUUAAUAAUGUUGGAACUACAGUUGGGGGCGGUAAUUCGAGUUCAAGGUUGCACGAGUUGAAUCGUUUGGCUACAGCUAAUUCAUCGAGUCAUUCAUUAAUCGAGGGCGGUAAUAAUGCUAACGGUAGCAGAACUUCAUUAUCGCGUAAUGGGUCAUCGACCACAGUUGGAUACAGACCAGGGUUGAGGUCAUCAAACACGAAUUCGUCGGAUCUUCAGCUUCAAAAUUUGAAUGCAAGCGGACAGCCGCCAUUGCCAUCGAUAGACUCAUUGUGGGAUCGUAUUGAGAGCUGGUUAGAAGAAGAAUAUCCAGAGUUAGGAGACAAUUUGAAUGAUGGGGUGACUACUGCAGAUUUGAAUGAGUUUGAGAACGAUUUGGGGUGUGGAUCGUUACCGGUCGAAGUAAGACAAUUUUAUAAGAGACACGAUGGACAGUUUAGAGGUGGAAAGCCUACAGGAAUGAUAAUGGGUUUGACAUUAUUAGAUUUAGAAGGUAUAGUAGAGGAGUAUGCAAUUUGGGCUAAGGUCAACCAAAGAUUGGAAAAGCAGCAAUACAUAUUCCAGCACCAGCAACAGCAGAGUCAGAAGGCUACGUCUUCUGCAGCUUCUGAGGCACAAGGCAAUCAAAGCAGGAUAAAUAAUUCGUUUAUUGCCAACCAAAAGUCGAUUCCACCAAAUGCAAUCCAACCAUACUACGCUCACCGUGGUUGGAUUCCAUUUGUGAAGGAUUUCUGCGGUAAUCAAAUUGCUAUUGAUUUAGCACCAGGUCCACAAGGUCACUGGGGUCAAAUCAUUAUUUUUGGUAGAGAUUAUGAUACAAAGUUGGUUAUUGCAUCAAAUUUACAAGAAUUCAUCUUUGGAUUUGUUUCUGACUUGGAAUUAGGAAACUUUCAAAUUGAUCAAAACGAUCAAGAUAGUGGUUUCUUGGAUGGUUCCAGAAAUGAUGACGAUUACAUGAUUGGUGAUGGACAAGAAGAUCAAGGUGAAUUAUGUUUCAUUGAUAAAGAUAAGAAAGAAUUUGGUACCUCUAUGAAGGGUAAACUUACUUAUUUAGAGGUGUUAAAGAGAAGAGCCUUAAAAAAGUUUGGUAUAACUAAUCUCGAUAAGUUCUCUACUUCUUUCACCCCUCAAAGAAUAGCACAUACCAGACCAAAUGCUAGUGGCGCAUCCUCUCCUGUUAGAGCAGCCAGCCCCAGUAUAUCUGGUACAACUGCCAAUGCAAACAAGUCACAAAAUCCUUUGAUAAAUAUGGAAAGUAGCAGCAAGGUUGCUUUACCCAAGGAAACUCUUAUUGAUGAAGAAAAGAAACUUCCAGAAGAGCCAGUGAAGAAACCUGAAGUGGAAAGUAUCAAGGAAGAGGUUGCCCAACCGGAAGAACAAAUAAAGCAAAAUGAUGACAUCGUAGAAGAAAAGCCAGAAGCCGUAGAAACUUCGGCCAGGGAAGAAGAUAACAAGGAAGAAAAAGAACAAGAAAAAGAACAAGAAAACGAAGAAGACAAAGAAGAUGCUCCUGAAGAGGAAGAGAACAAGGAUACAAAACCUUUAACAAAAUCUCAAAAAAAGAAUCAAAACAAGAAAGCUAAGAAGCAACAACAAAAACAAAAACAAAAUGAAACGGACGGUGUAGAAGAAGUAGCUGAAGACUUGAACGAUGUUGCGUUAUAA
Molecule: messenger RNA, 1758 nt
Organism: Debaryomyces fabryi
Lineage: Eukaryota; Fungi; Ascomycota; Pichiomycetes; Serinales; Debaryomycetaceae
Gene: SMI1
Product: Smi1p
Exons: 1
Coding region: 1-1758 (585 amino acids)
Biological process (GO): cell wall biogenesis; regulation of fungal-type cell wall biogenesis
Cellular component (GO): mating projection tip
Source: RefSeq, a predicted model, not a curated record